Cinara cedri is the source of this 15984-nucleotide messenger RNA. NCBI's taxonomy places the organism in Eukaryota, Metazoa, Arthropoda, Insecta, Hemiptera, Aphididae. The record is from the annotation of a GenBank genome assembly.
GUAUCCGUCUUCCUGUCCGUCCGUCCGUCCGUCCGGUGUCGCUGUUCCGUGGGCCGCGAUUGGCCCGCGCAUAAGAUAACGCCGACAAUAAUAAUACCAUUAUAAUCGUGUUGAUUGCGAACGUCGGCCGUCGGCUAAUUGUUCUUUUCAAUAAUAUUACCAUACGCGUCAGGUGUAUAAUAUUAAUAUCGUUUUCGGACCAGGUGACCGGUUCCGGGGACGCGGCCGUACCGUCCCGUCGAUCAUGUCCGCCCGGGACGCCGCCGCGGCCAAUAAAGCGCGUGCCGUCUGUUGCGCGGCGUUCCUGUCGUCGUGGUGGUGUCUGGCUCUGGCGGCCGCGGUCGACGGCCAGCCGCCGCCGCGAUUGCUGCCGCCCGGCGUCCAGCACGAGUACGACUUUACGUCCGCCGUGCUCGCCGACGGGUCGUCCCGGCAAACGGGCGGCAGUCCGGUCGGCCACCGGUUGGUCGGUCGAUUGGCGGUCACCAACCUAUGGUCGCCGGCCGCCGACGGCGAAAAACUGUUGCUGAUGCACGUGAGUAAAACCAAGCAUACCUUUACUGCACAUUCAUUAUUAAUGUGUGUUUUAUAUAAAAAAUAAAAACAGCUAACGGUCGAACUUGGGUCCAGUAAGAAAUUUCAACAAAAGUGUCCGGAAAAAAAAAAUAAUAAUACUUUUAUUUGUUUACAAUACUAAAUUUCAUUAACUGCAAUUUAAUCAUUGGUGUUCAUCAACACAAAUGAGUUUCACGUAAUAUGCAAUAUUAAAAACGGCUUUUCGAACUUAUGUACAACCGAACGCAAUAAAAAAAUGAUUAGCAAUGUAACGGCGUACAACGAGUAUGACACAAGACACUACUGUAAAAAUAUAUAUUUGUGUGUUCCGUCGUUCUAAAAAAACAAAAUCUCAACCGAAACCGGAAAACCGCGGAACUAGCAAAUCGGACGUAGGUAAAAGUGUAUUUUUACACCAUAUUUGUAUCGCGCCGUUUCCCGGAGAGUACUUAGGCGGCUGUGUAUUAAUUUAUUCAGCUACAACGAUUUUGGGCAUUUUAAUCCCAAAUCGUGAGAAGUUUAUGGGCACUAUUAUUAUUUAUUUCGGUUUCAUAACACGGUUGAGCACCGUAAUCUAUACCAGUGUUUCCUGACGGGGGGGGGAAGGAAUUUAGGUAUUACAUGUAGGGGGAGAGUAAUAUAGCGAUGAUGAAAUUGUAAAAAUAAAACACGAAAUGUGUAAAUUUGCCAUAACUAAUAUCAGUUCUUAUUUUUAAUUGCUACUGGAGUAGUGAGAUUUUCGAAAAACUAAAAAGUGGCGUGGAAUGAAAAAAUAUUAGAACGGAUACACUUUGCAUGACGGGGGGGAGGGGUACUGUUGUUGAUGAGAAGUUGGGAAGGUAGGUUAUUUAAUGUAUAUAUCUGUACGCGAUGAUUAAUCAUUGCUAACGAAAAGCGAUUCUGAGCACAGUUGGGUUAUACAUAUUUUGAAAAGCCGAUAGUUACUAUUUCGAUAGUUUAGAUUUUCGACAAAAUUUGGUAUUAAAAUUCUUAUAAAAAAAUAAAAUAAACUAUAUCUAACUCAAACUUUUUCUUAUUAGCCACUGUAAGUACAACUUAUUAUGAACCUCAUGUUAAAUUUUCAAUCAUUUCUGUCUAACAAUUUUAUCCACAGAGUAUCUACCGAAUAAAACGAAUACAAAUUACGUACAAACUCGCAAAAUGAAAAUGUCUAUAAAUAGCUCAAUGUUGCAAAAUGUUUUAAAAAUUUGACCACGUUUAGAAAAAGCAAAUAUAAGUUUUCCGAAUCACAACAAAAAAUAAAAUUGAAAAUUGUACAGUUUGUAAAUUUUCCCCUUUUUCUUACGUUUUUUCACAACUAUUAUGAAAACCGAUUAGAAAAACAAAAAAUGAUCUCUCCAAAGUAUAACUACCUAGACAAAAUUUCCUUUCAAAAAAGGUACUACACUUGAAAAUCGGAACAAGAUUUCUGGUAGAAUAGUUGCUUACUGAUAAUAAAAAGAAAAUAAACAUCAUUGUAAAACCAAUACGUUCCUUCGCUCAGAAUCUAAAAUGUAUAGGGUUUUUAUACGUAAAAUGUAUACACUUUGCUAACUUCAAAUGGUAACCGUUCAUUACGUUGGUGCUAAUUACGCGAAACUGGACAAAUCGCUACGGUAAUUAUAGGCGUGUGCACUGGGCGUGCCGGGUGUGUCUGGACACUACCCGAAAAUUGUAUGAAAACAUUUGUUUUUGCUAUUAUGUUGACAUGGCUACAACUCAUUUGUGCACAUUUACCUUUUUUACAAUUCAUUUGCGCACAAUUUACGAACAAUAAAAACCUUUUUCAAAGAAAUUGAACCACGUUUAGCAUGUAUCUAACCUGUAUACCUACCUCCAAAGUGUGAAAUAUGCAUGCAUUUAUGCACUAAAAACAGGCAAAAUAUACACUGAAAAAUAAUAAAAACAUGCAAAUGCAAUAAAUUCACAGCCCUGGUCAUUAGUGAUGGUGGAAAAUUAUUAUACUCAUACAACAUUGCUACAUUGCAAUUUCCAUAUUUUGAUUGCCUAUGCUCUCGAAAUUUAAAUUUAUUUCAUAUUAUACAACGUUUUUCUCUCCAUGUUAAACAAAUAGCGUCCACCGUUAUUACGCGGCGAUCGGAAACUCAACUAAAAUUUAUAGGUAAGAGAUUUGUUACAAGCUUAUAACUUAUAACUUACAAAGUUUAUCAAUUAUUGGUGAAAAAACUUUAACAAAAAUAGGGUUAAAUUAAAAAUAUACCAAUAAAAAAAAUUAAAGCUUGUCCCAUACGACUCAUGUACUUGGUGAGCGCAGUAAUCGCGAUUAUAACGUAUUAUUAGUGACAACUGAUGGUAAACACCGAUUGAAAAUAAUCUUUAUACUUUAAGACACCAUGUACAACCAAAAUUGUAACACGUUUCCAUUAUUCACGAUUUUGUGCGCAAACAAGUUUCAACCGUUGACAUAUGAUAACUGCAGUAGGUACAAGUUUUAUGUUUUGUAAAAUCACCAUCACUUUAUUUUUUCUUAAUUUAAAAUUAUCAGUUCAUACAUUUCGACUUCACUAUCAAUUUCGUUCAUAUCUUUUACGACUAUGUAACCAAAUAUACUGGCUUGAUUGUAAUUAUCCAAGUUAUUUAUUUAUAGACUAUGAUUAUCGACUGGUUAUUAAAAAAAAAACUUUUUAUUUUCCUUUUUUGAAGUGUACCUAUGAUGUUCAAUUUUGUAAUUGAUAUAAUUAUGAAAACUAAUUUAAAAACAGUGUACAGAAUUAUUUAUUAAUUUGUAUUAUCUAGUAUUAAAAGGUAAUAAAAGUUGAUUGUGGGGGUGGGUAUUGGGAUUCACCUAAUAAAUUCAUUUUGCUCGGGCACGAUCCGAACUUAAAGUCUACGCACGUCUGUUGCUAUUUUAGCGGACGGCUGAUGUAUCGAAAAUAUCGAAAAUCCGUCGUUAAUUUCUAGUUAUUUUUAAAUUUGUACGGUUCUCGUUUGGCCUAACCAUAAUCACUAAUCCUUCCGCAGUGUCUUGUCGAGUGUUGCACGGUGCAAAGUCUCGCGAGUCUCUUAAAAAUUAACCAACAAUAUUUAAACUACGAACUCUACAAAUAAUUUACUCGUAUCGUUAUAUUAUCGAUUAAUGUACAUAUUUGUUCUCGCAUAUUUUAUAUGACCGUUAUUAUUAUGUUAUCGAUUAUUAUACACAUUCAACACUUCACACGUAAUUAUUAUAUACAAUUCAGUGACGAUGCGAUGCCCAAUUUUCGGGUUAACCGUUCCAUCUAUACAUUUAGCGGGUGUUGGGCAUGACCCUUGCGUGGGUAAUUGGUUAGUACAUUACUUGGGCUACAGUCCAAGUAGUGUUCGGUAGGAAAUCGUCCUUUCGGUUAAAACAAAAAAUACGGAAGACUGUACACGGGGCAAGAGAGUUCGGUAACCGUGUUAAAUGUUGUAAAUCGUGUUCUGAACGAAAACCCCGUUAGUGUGACAAAUCUCAUAAUACAACAAUAUUAAAACUGAUUAUGUGUUUUGUUUAGAAUCGUUUAGACUUUUUACGAUUGUAAACGUUAAGAAUUUGUAAAAAAACACGACCCUUGACCGUAAGCUAUAAUAUAAUAUAUGCCGGUCCAAUUCGAUCAAUGCGUUUGUUUAAUCUAAGAUCAUUUUUUUUUUUCAAUUUCUACUGCAUACCAGUUACAGUCGCCCAAACUGCAGACGUGGUCGAAAAAAUCAAAAAACGACGCUGGCCGUCAGUUUGUCGACCGCGAAUCGUACGUCGAUAAGUUCACGGGCCAGCCGUUUUUUGUGCAUUGGAAAAACGGACGCGUAGUCAACGUGUACGCCACUGCCACUAAUUCACGAGCCGAGGAAAACUUUAGAAAAGGAAUCGCCGCUCUUUUUCAGGUAAUAGUCUAAAUGGGCCUGUGCCCGAAAAAAACCCGCAUGUGUUUUAUCUGUCUGGCAAACGCUAUACGGUCCCGGGACCAUUCGCGUAGAUAAUUAUUGCAAUUUUCGUAAGGAUCUUUUUUUUUUAAAAAUAAAAUACAGCCCGUGUUACACGCUGAUAAUGUAUCUUUUUAUGGGUGAAAUAAGUUUUUAAACCAGUUUAGCAGUUUUUGAGCUCACCCAUUAAAAACUCGCAAACAAAUCUUUUUUCUUUAUAGUAUCAAUUAUAAAUUAGGUAUUAUAUUAUUACUGUGUAUGAUCACGUUUUUGUGAAAACAAUUACUCAUAGUUUUUUUCCUUUUAUCAUAACUGUUAAUCGCCGAACUUCGGGUUUUAUUCCUAGCAUAUAUAUAUAUUUAUCAAUACCAAGUUAAAUAUUAUAAGACUCGUAUUUAGUAAUAUUAAAAUUAAAAUUUAAAAAAAAAAUAUGUUUAAAAUAGUAUUUAAAUAAGAAAGACGUCCUUAAUAUACGAGUAUGCCCGGAUGAGCGGAGCCUCGCGUUGAACGUUUCGCUUCCGGGCUUAAAUUUUGAAGUACCGCCACUGUAUACGACAUGAAAAAUGUUCUGUCAGCAGGGACGAUAUUGUGCUGUUAAUUUUAACAUUAGAAUAAAUUGACCUGUUAUCAAACUUAAAAAUAAGAACAUUAUCUGCGUAAGAUUGACAAUAUUUUUUUGAUAUUUUAACUUUUAAGAGAAAUACGAGUGUGAAAUAUAAUGAAAUAAUUCGCAUAUCCCGAAUGAAAAUUAAAAUAUCGACAAAAUAGUGUCGACGUUGCACAGAUAACAUUCUCAUAUUUAAAUUCGGUUGUUAGUGGAUUCGCUCCGAUAUUAAAACUAAGGGCACAACUAUUGUUGUUGCUAAACUCAAAUUUGCUUUGUCGUACGUUUGUAAGACGGAGACAGUACAUGCGGCUUUUGCGUAGGUAAUCUUAACAGCGGCCGUGUUUUUAUUUUUUUAUUUAUAGUUUCAAUUAUCCAACCAACGGGUUGUAGAACAUUCAACGCUCGGCGAAUGCAAUGUGACCUACGCCCAGAUAGACGACAAUACCGUUUCGAAACGGAUCGACGGAUGCGCGUCUACGAUAAAACUGCCGGAAAUUAAAAAUCCCGACAAAGUAAAUUUUAGUUAAAAACAACGUCUACUAUAGUAAUAAUAUUUAUAUACCACACUCCGAUCGCGUUGUUCCGCACUAUGCGCAGAUUUGGCGAGGCGUACUGCAUUCGAACCGCGCCGGUUUACUGACGUACAUCAACGAGUCUUUGACCGGAGUGUCGUUUGAUGAAGACCACGAGUUUUUCACUAGUUUUAUGCGUGAAGUAGGAGCUUCGGUGUCGGUAAAACAACGCAUAGAAUUAAAAGGUAUGUCGAUUUACCGUUUACUUGUUGAAUUACCCGGUUUUCUGGGCUCAAUAUAAAAAAAAAAUUUGUCCCCCUCCCGUUUCCACCCUUAUCUCUAUCACAAUGUAAAUCGUUGGUGCCUUUUAAUUUGUUAAUUUUUUUUUCUAAACAUUAUAGUACUUCCUUUACUGUGACAACCAAAUUAGAUAGUAAUAACUGUUUUUUCAUCCUCACGCCGAGGUAAUUUAUAAAUAAACAAACAAAAGUCACUUCACACACGGGUGCAGCCACUGUUGUAGAUGGUUAGGUAGAAAGGUAAACCAUUGCUAACGAAAAAACGAUUCUAAGAGGAAUUCAGUUGAUAAAAUGUUGCUUUGUCAACAAUAUAUAUGUCAUGUUAUGGUAAAAUGAUUACAACAAUGUGCGUUUCCAUGACAACAGUGUUUGUUUAAAAAGAUUAAAAUAAUAAAAACUUAAUUAUAACAAAAUAUAAAUAAACCCGUUGCCAAUGAUAACUGUUUUUUUAAUCUUUCAAUCUUUUUUAACCUUAGGUAACAGAUUUUCCUCAUAAUCUCGAAUAUUAAUGAGAAUUUAAAAAAACGACCCCUUUAAAAUACCACCCAGAGAAUAUUUCCUUUCAGAAAAGGUACUAUACUUGAUAAUCGAAGUAAACCUUCUGGUAGAAAAAGUAUUCGCAUAAAAAAAAAACGUAAUCAUCAUUGUAAGAUUAAUACAUUCUUCGCUCCACUCAGAAUCUAAAAUAAUUAUCUUUGUAAAACUAAUACAUUGUUCGCUACACUUGGAAUCUAAAAUAAAACCGUGUUUCUCAGUGACUUUCUGUUUCCAUGUUUAUUUAUUUAUUUUUUGUUUGUUUUAAACUAAAAAUACCAAUUACCCUGUAUGAGUCACCCUUCAGGGAUUGAGUGCAGAUGGGGGAGUAGCCUAUAUGUUAUUCCUGGUCUAGACGUAAAUCAAUGCAAAGUUUCGGUUCAAUCCGUGAUUUUGGCGUAAAAGAGUAACAAACAAACAUUUGCAUUAAUUAUAAUAUUAUUUUGAUUUCUCAUCUCUCAAAAAAUUACAUGUUAAAUCACUAUAAGAACAUUGCAAUAUCUUGGCAAUGCUCCGGUUGAAAACGAUUUCUUUAAGUAAUAAGUUAUAUCAUCCCUCUUAUUUGUAUUAUAAAUGUGAACUUUCUGUGUUAAUAUUAUGAAUUUGUACCAAUAUUGUUAAACUAAUAUAUUAUAUAAUUGUACUUAUACCUGAUCCGUAAAAAUAAAAAAAUAAAUAUGUUUUGUUUAGAGUUCGGGUAUUGUAACUCGGUAUAAUAUUUAAUAAAAAAAAAACAUUUACAAUAAAACAAUAAAGCAGUCAAACUCCUUAAAAAGCACCGGAAAUCCUAAAAAAAAAAACGCACUUAUAUUUAUAAAAACUCCGUAAUUUUAAAUUUUUAAAAAAAAUGAAAAUAAAUUUUCGUGUACUAAUCUUAAAUAGCAUGGACCAAAUUUAUAGCUAACGCAACUUCAUAUUGGACAUUGAGGGGAAAAAAUGCCUACAACAUCCGAAUUUAAAUGAUUAAAGUAUAAAGAAAUUCGAAGGGGGACAAUUUUAAUAGAAAACUAAGGACGUUCCCGCGAGAACUCACUAAACCUAACCAAACUUUUAGGAAACUCAUCAUGGAGAUAAUUAUCUUAAGACAUCUAAAAUUUUUCUCUCACGCGUAUUUUUACAUACAAAUCUCAUAACAAAAGAGUUUAAAAAUAAACUCCACCUUCUUUAAUAUUACCCUACGCAUACGCCUGCUGAGUAAAAAUAAAAUAAAACAGAAUCUUCUGAAUACGCAUAAUUUAAUAGCUGUUAAAGAUUUUAUUUUUAAUAAAAAUUAUUUAAGUUUUUAAAACUGCAUUAAAAAUGUCUCAGGGACAAUAUUCUCCCAAACUUUAAAGACUUACACUAAAGAGGAAUGAUAAUUUAACCUUAAAUAAGAAGGGGGCACCAUUUCCUCCCCACUUAAAUCACUGAUGAUAGCGAGUUGGUGACUGGUAUUAAAAUAAAGGUGUGUUAAUAAUUUGUUUCGCAGAAACCACAUUGAAUGGUGAAAUUGUAAUAGCGAACGGUCUUGACGAAGCGAUUGACAAAUUGGAGAAAAAAUUCAAACUCAAAUUGGACAAACAAGAUUUGAAUACAAAACACGAGGUCGAAAAUUGUAAACACUACAAAACGUGCGACACGGUAAAUUUAACAUAAACCGAACGUACGGAAGUACUUUUUAUUAUCGACGACGGAAUGAAUUAUUGUCAUUUAUAAUUUCAAAUAGUUGGAUGACGUAGUGAACGAACACCAUGACUCACUGUUGGAUUCGGAACUUGGAAAAUCGAAAUCGGCUUACGGCGCCGUUAAAGUGAUGGAAUCUAUCGCUGACAGCGAUACGAAUACUAUAAAAAAAGUACUGACUCAUGAAAAAAAUGAGGAUAUUGUGUAAGAUACUUUUGUGUAACGUUUUUCGUACAUUUUAUACAUUAUUAAUGUACUUAUUAAAUAUUAUUAUAUUGCAUACCUACUUAAUAUUAUUUACAGUCAAAACGUUUGGUCUGUCUUAGAAUUCAAUUGUACGAUCUGUUAGGAGCCGCUCUGAACGAAAAAUCCCAUAAGGCCGCAAUGGAAACGUUAAAUUUUGCCGACCCCGAUAACGUCGACAAAGUAGAAAGAUAUCUGUGGGCUGCAUCGAUUAACUUUAAUCCGAAAAUAGAAAUCAUAAAAAGUACAUAACACUAGAGCGUAUUCGGGCUCAACUCUUUGUUGAUUCAUUGUGACCGUAUUUUUUUUUUUAGAUUUGAUGUCGUACACUGAUCGUAAAAUGACCAGUAAAAAACUAGAAGACACCGUUUACAACACUGUAACAGCUAUGGCCAAUCGUUUGAUCCGUUACGACCGCACGGAAUCCAAUGUCCUCGUGAGUAUGCAAUUAUAGAACACGACGAUUUGCUUUUACUACAAGAUUAAACGUCACUAUUCAACGUCAUUAAUCAUAUUUUAUAUUAUACUUCCAUCGUUUCCAUCGCUGUCAGAAUCAUAUUGAAAGGAGACAAAAUUUAAUAAUUUUUAAAAAGAAUAGUCUUAUUUUAAAAACUCACAAUAAUAUAGGUAUAUAAAACAAUAUUCUCGCAUACUAAUUAUGUGACUACCCUGUUUUGAUUUGAAAAAAAAAACCAUACUUACUGGCUCAUUAAUAAAAAGUUUCCUUCUUUCGAUUUAGCGAUAAGUCUUUCAAUUAUUUAUCCAAAACUUGUUGCGCGUAUAAAUGACAUACAUUAAUUUUUAUUUUUAUCUUUGUUUCCCGCCAAACGGCCAAAUAAAAAUAUACGCUCGUUUGAUUUCAGCUCUACGACGAGCUAGUCGUAAAAACGUUGGAAAAACUGGGGAAAUGUAAAAAAGACGACGACGAAUGUUUACUGACUUAUAUCAGGGCAUUGGCCAAUCUCAAACAUCCAUUGUCGGUCGAUACACUCUUGAACUAUGCACUAAACGGAAACAGAAAGUAAGAAUUAACGUGAUUUUUUUAAGCAAUAUCUGUGUACUGUUUAGGUAUCUAUAAUUAUUUUCACGUAAAAAAUCGAUUAAGACGUAUGACGUUUUUGUGUAUGCUAAUCGAUUUCGGUGCCAUAGUGCUAAAUUGAAGUAUGGUACGGAGUUUUAUCUAUUAUCAAUCUCGAUUAUUUUUUUUUAUUUUUUAUUAUUUAUUUAGUUUGACGAUUAUUAACAAACAUUAUAUCAUUUUUCACCUGUCUAAACAUUUGAUUGUAACAAAAUAUUUAAAUAAAUUGAAUUUAAUGAAAAUUCAUUGAAUGGGGUGCUGAAUUUAUAGCGGUAGGAUACACAUGGUAGAUUAAGAUGCACUCCGUACAUACCCGAAUUCAUUACUAUGGUGCCGAGCUCGACUAGCAUACGUAAAUACAUGAACAGGCGAUAAGUGGCAUAAAAACCAGUGGUUCUCAAUCUUUGUUUGUUGGCGACCCAAGAUAUUUACACAAUUUUUCAUGCGACCUUUUUGAAAAUAAUCCCCAACGAAGGACUACCCAUCCUACCCAACCUACUUAAUUUUUCAAUUGCCAUAACUAAAAUAAACUAUUAUACUUUUCAUUUAUUUUAAAACUAAUGUAUACGACUUAACGAGUAAUAGGUAUCUUGUGAAGUUCACAAUAAUGACAUUUGAUACCAAUACAAAUGCUGGUCAACAACUACCAAAUUUAAUCGUUUCUGUGAAUGUGAUCCGAUAAAGUGUAUUUAUAAUAUUGAAAAACUAUGGUCCAAAAUUAUAAAUUUAUACUUGUUUGUCGAGAAAAAUAAUUUAUGAAAAAUAUUUCAUUAAUUCUUUUUAAAACUAUUUUAUACAGGUAGUCUAAAAUGAAAUUAUUAUAUUAACGUUUUUAUUACUUGGUGACCCAUUUAAAAUUAUUCGAGACCCGAAAUUGGGUCGCGACCCUAUGGUUGAGAAACGAUGAUAUAAACUAUAAAAGUUAAAAUUAAUAUUCAAAUGAUAGUAACAUAUUAUUAUGCUGGUGAUUUUUUUUUAUUGUCCCAAAAAACCGCGAUGGGUGGUCAUUUGCAUCCGGAAAAAUAUUUUGCAUACUUGAUACAUAUUUUAAAUUUUUUUUUUUUAGAUUAAAUUUUGAGCGUAGCUAUUGUUAUGUUAUGAAAUAUAGGUUUUACUAUAUAGUGUAUGGUUUUAAUUGUUUUUUUUCUGUCCAUGGACGACUUUUCAAGCAAAAAUCUUGUUCCACAUCAUCCACAUCAGGAGUGGUUUUUAGUAGAAAAAUACUGUCUAGUUGAUUGUACAUUUUGUAGCCACUACGUGAUAUAUAUUUAACUAUCCAUCAUAACAGACAAACAGAAACAUCCUUUUAUCAAUAAUAUAGAAGAAAAGACGUAUUGCUAUUUCAAAUAAAAUUCGCUAUGCUCGAAAUUUAAAAACAAUAUGUAACGCAAUUGUUAUUGUUCAUAUUGAUAUUGUUAUUGUUAUUUCAGAAUCAGUGCAUACGCCAUGAAAACGAUCAAAGUUUUCGGCCCGAAUCUAUGGAAUAGCCAAGUGUUGAAGUACUGUAACAGGAUCUUCUUUCAGUUGUUAAAAGAACAGGAUAGUAGCACCAGAUUGAUAGCGCUAAGCAUACUUCUGGAAUCCAAUCCCGAUUACGAUUUGCUGAAACACGUGAUCAAAUGGCUCAUGGUACCGAAAGAAGCGUACGAAAUCAAACAGAACGCGUUGGAGUUAUUGAAGGAAAUGGCAAACCAGUGAGGCAUUUGAAAGGUUCUUAAACGUUAGACUCGUCUAGUGAAAAGGGGGCGAGAGGGAGAGAGAGCAUAGACGUAAUAACGGAUAAUGCAAUAGAUGCCUAAUUGUAUUUUGAUGGAAACAGCUACAAUAAGGUGUUUUUCGUAGUAUUGAAAUUGUUGUUCCGUCUUUCAGAAACGAAAAAUCGGCAAACCUCUUGCAAACGGUUUUGAUCCGAGAACGACUGAACCAUUACGGUACUAUGGCCCAGAGAGGCUUGUCAUCGACGUUUUCCAGAAAGUUUAUCAACCACAACAACAUUACCGGACUUGUGAAAACGUCCCAACACAUCUACUCGGGAGUGACGAAACGCGGCACGGUGGACAUUGUUUUCGAACGCGAUGGCGUCCAGUACGAUCUGUGCAACGUGCGUUCAUAUUAUUCUUGUUUACAGCGAGAUUUUCACUUGUUUUUUAUUUUUAUUUUCAGUUUGGUCUGUUCAGCACCGGACUCGGGUACUUUACGUCACUGUACGACGACUCGGGCAAUAAAGACACGUCCGACGAGGCGAACCUACCGGCAACGGCUGGCUUGGAACUAAUCGUGUUCGGCGUACACAUCAGACCGUUCGUCAUGUUUAAUAGUCAGGGUCAGCUUAUGGGACAUGUCUGGGCAGGGACAGGGUCGGAUAGAACGCCGAUAUUUCAGGUGUGUACCUAUACAAUCAAACACGGAUCAGAGGGGUAUAAGGGGCCAUAGCCCGCGGACCACAAGAAUCUAAAGGCCUCAGUUGUUGCCAAAUUGUGUUCCUUGUUCAUUAACUUUGAAGUCUUUGGAUAUUUCAUUACUUUUAAUAUUUUUCGUGGCCUGAUGAUGAGUUUUAUAGUGAAAACUAAUAAUCAUUUUUUUUUUUUUGAUAAAAAUAUAUUUAUUUACUUCUAUAUAAUAAAAUACACGAGAUCUUUUUUUCUCUACACAGUAGGUAAUCAUAAUUUUUAUUUUGUUAAAACAUAUUAUUGUCAUAUUGAAACAAACUGAGAAAUAAUUAUUAACAAUUUGUUGUAUGGUUAUUAUUCUUUUUGAACCUUCAUUGAAGAAACGUUUUGCCUUUAAAUGUCUUAUUCAGGGCUUGUAUACAAUAAUGAUGAUAACAUCAUUUAUACAGCUACCAUAUAUGUGAAAAAACGUGACAAGCCUAUAAGAUAUAUUUACUAAACAUGAUCCAACCGUAUUUGCUGCAGGGCAUAUCCCAAAUGAUCGAACACCUGGAAUACUUACCACUGAGCAACGGGAUCACGGCCAAACUGAAUCUCAAGGGGACACUGUCGUUGGACAUUGCCGGCCAGAUGGAGUUGAGUCUGUGGAACAAGAAUGCACAGUCAGUAAUCGAGAAAAAGUAAGAAUACAAUUCAUAUUAUAGUAGAAUUCGCAUACAGGCAGUAUUUCAGUGGCACCGACCGCUACUGGUUUAUUCGGACAACAGAUUUUGCGUAGCAGAUUUAAAUUAAUAAUCGUUCGGUUAUACAGCGUGACCAGCAUAAUGUAAGGCACUAUAGUUAUCUCAGAAAGUAUUAAAUUAUUUCGGAACUUGUUUUUUAAAACAUUUAAGAAAUCAGCAGCUCUAAAAUUCUACAUUUACGUUAUUUUUUGUCAUUCUUAUUUUUGGAGGUGAGAUCACUAUCCGACUAUCAGAUUAUCUAGACCACUUUUGAUUUUCAAAUAGGGUCCUAUAUUAAAUAUUCCAUAAAUAAAUUAAGUUUUAGUUUAAAUACAUUACAUACAUUGAUAUUUUCAGUUUCUGUUAACCCAUUGCCGAGAUUUCACAAGUUUGGGUAGAAAGAGAGUAGUAGAGUAUAAUUUGCAUCAAUUGGUACAGUAGCGCGGCACGUGGUGUUUAAAUACUCCACUACUCUUUUCCUACCCGCAAAACGGCAAACUUAAAAGUGUAUUAUCUCGUCAACGCAUUUAUAGAAGUUAAAAAUGCCAACUCCAACAUUUAUUUAAACUAAAACUUCGUCUAUUUAUAGCAUUUUUAAUAUGGGAUCCCAAAUACAAAUCAAAAAUAAAGUUGCAGUUUCAAACAGGGCUGUAAUGGAUGGUAUACGCGAUUUACUUUUAAAUCAUUUAGAAUAAACACCGUAUACAUAUUCUAGUCACCGUGUGACUUAUAUAGUCAUAGUGUAUACUGUAUUGUGUACCAAGUACAAUGCUAUAGUUAUAACUGGGGUCCGGAUUUAAAUGCACUUAAAAUUCACAAAAAUGCGCAUAAAAUAGUAAAAAAGCGAUGAAAAAUCCAUUCAAAAUAUUUAAAAAUCAAAAAUGGCAGAGGAGUUUAAAGUCCCUUCACUAACGGCUCUAACUUAAUAGAUAAAAUUAUUUAAUACUAAUAAAUGGUCAAUCCAAAUUAAAUAAUUUUUUUAAUACCUACGUAUUUCUAAUCAAAUAUUUAAAAAAAAAAAUUAAUUUUAUUGGAUGGGAACUUUUAACCCUUUACUAUUUUUGAUUUUUAAAUAUAUUUGAAGGGGUUUUUUGUACAACUUUUAAGCGUUUUUUAUGGAUUUUAAGUUUAUUUAAAUCCUGGCCCAAGUUAUACCUUAUAAUAUACCCUCUACUUUAUAGCUUUAGUGCUGUUUUCACCACCCCCAAAAUAACGGUUAUUUAAAAUUUAAGAACUGCUUCUUGCUUAAAUAAUCUAAAAAACGAAUUUCGAAAAAAUGUAAUACUUUUCGAGAUUAUCAGUGUCUUACGCUAUGCUGAUCACUCCGUAUAAGCUUGUAUAGUGUAUAUACCUAUUUAAAAAAUUGACUUAGUUAAGAUUUAAAAAUUUAAAUAUUUCGCAAUUUCUUAAAAUUUAAUUUUUGACUCCACCACGGUGAAUUAUACAAUCAGUUUUCUAUACGUCCCAUUAAAAAACGUCGAGAGCCGCUGAAACGCUAGACUGUUAUACGAUUAAAAGCAUUGAGAGAACUCAUAAUUGUUAUACGAAUACGGCUCUCCGUUAAUUUCGAGAUAAUUUUUUUAAACAAUUUUUAAAACACAUAUAUUAUCUACUUUAUUCGAUAAAGCGGCGGAGUCAGCAUACAGGGAUCCAUGGAACUCAACACGGACGUCACAACGGACCGAGUGGACUUCUCGCUGAUAACUGAAGGACUCUUGCACGUUUAUAGUGACGCCGAGUUCGCCAAAAAUAUCGCAUUUUGUAUGCAAAUCAUUCUCGUCGAGACAAACGUUACGUGAGUAUAAUGUACCAACAAUUAAAAUAAAAAGUUUACAGUAUAAAUACUUAACUGCAGAAGAUAUUAGUUACAUUAGCAUAGCUAGGGAGGUUGGAGUAUUACAACCUACCCCGCCAAUGCUUUUUUUAUUUAGCUAUAGGGAAGGUUAAGAAGGUUGUGAAUUCCUUAAACCUCCCAUAAAUCCUGGCUACACUACUGUUAUGUACCUAAUACUUAUUACAGCAGGUUGGCCUCGGGCCUAUAAAAAAUACAAAUUAUUCCUAAUAUACCUAUGAUCACAAAGUGUUGAACAAAUAAUUAAGGGUGAAGGGGUUGCCCAAAAAUUUCCAUUUAAAGAAACAUAAUAAUAAACAAAAUAUUGAAUGAAAGAUUGUAAAUGAUUGUCUCCAAAAGCCACACGCUUGAAGAGGAGACAACAAUUUGACGAGUACACAAAUCGUGGUUGAAACUGACAUUUUUGAGAUUGAAAAAAUACAAAUUAAUUGAUACCUCUUUAUCAUGAGACUUUUUUAAAUUAAAAAUAUUAUACAUAUUGAAUAGCAUGUAAGUAUUUGAAUUAAAAGAUUUCCAAAAAUCUAACCUUCAUAAAGAAUUAAUUUUACUUCCGAGUAAACUCAAAUAUUUUCAAACGUACCACCAUACCGUAUUCUAAUUAUUAAUUUAUAUUCAUAAAUAUGGUAACUUCUGGUUAACUACUUAUCAAAAUUAAAAAUAAAAACUUCAUUUAGAUUUUCAUUAUCACAGAAAACUUGUGGUUGAGGUUUCUUGUUAGUGGGCAACUCAUCAUAGAAAUGUUUACAAUCAUUAGAAAUUAUAUGACGAAUUGGAUAGGUAUGAUGACAACAUAAAAUCGGCGCACAAUCGAAAUAGAUCGACUCAAUAAUAAAACAAAUGCGACUAAUUCCAGAAUCAAUUCUUUAUUCUAUUUACCAAAAAAUAGUUAUAUGCAAUUUUCAUCUUUGAAUAUCCCAAUGUUUACAGUGAAUGCAUUUAAUAAUAAUAAUGUAGUCUAAUAAUCUAUUCCACACGCCGUCUUCAGUAUUAGGUUGUCUACAUGUGUUUAUUGAUAAUUAAUCGUUUCUUCCCGAAAAAUCAUCCGUUAUUGGGAGGUGUCCGUUAGAGGUUUUACUGCAUACUUUUUCACAAAUAAGUAUAAUACAUACUAGAUAGGUAGGUACUAUCAAAAAACCAAAAUGGUAAAAUUUGAGUAAAAUUUGAAACCUCUAAAAAAUAAAUCCUUUACUAAUUUAAUACGAAAUUUCAUCCCCGUCGUCAUUUCGGAUGUUUGGAAGUGUACUCAAAGCUAAAAAAAACCCAUAAUCCCUUAUGAGGUACCUAUAUCGUACAGUUAAUAAUAUUUUCGGUUUUUCAGAACGAGCAUACGGAAGAGCGAAAAAAUCCACGGGCAACGUUUCGGUGGGUCAACCGUGACAGCGCAUUGGACACAACCCGUUUCUGGGCGUACUUUCGCCCUUAACCAGCUUGUCAAUGAAUUCUGUAACAUUAUCCAUUCCCGGUAACCGGAGAGUAGAGAUUUCUUUUUAUUAUCAAAUCAUUAUUAUUAAUUAUUAUUUUAUUAUAUUUACCUCAAAACACGACUGAAAUUUGUAUUUUAAGUUUUGUUAUACCUAUACGAACAAUAAUAUUGAGAACAAUAAAUUUCAUUAAAUGGUUUAUUUAUUAA